CGCUCUUCCAUCGCUUCUUUCCACAUGACCUCUAACUGUCGACAAUUCCUUUUGCUGCUUUGGAAAAAGGACCGCUCAAUUGUUAUCGUCUGAAUACAUCUCACUCCUUUGUUUUUAAUUUAUCACGAAAAGAGUUUGUAAGGAAAGAAUAUGGGUCGCUCUAAGUCCACUCCUUUACAAAAGGUUCCUAGUGAAGAGAAAGAAGUCUUCGGACGCAGGGAAGUUGGCGACUCUACUUUCCGUGCUCUAUUCGCGGGUGAACCCGUCGGGACCGACAAAUCAUGUAUGCCUUCUCACGAUAAAACGACGCCACUUCGCACAGUCCACGCAACACCAUCUCAAACGCAAAACCCCAAAGCAAAGAAGAGAUCAAAGAAGCAAGUAAGUUUUAAGCCGGAAAACCAAGGAUUUAUUUCUUCAAUCGAGGUUCCGGAAAUAUCUAUUGAGGUUGUCGAGGAUUCCCAAUCCGGCAGAAAUGUUUUCAUCUUUUAUCGAUUUCAGCAGGACGAUAGUAACCGUUCAGGAAAUAGCUCUAUAUUCACGAAAGCACUAAAGCUUCCCGAGGCAACUGUACAAACGGACAAAGACCUGGGGGUGGACAAGCCACUCUGUUUGCCAGUACGGACGUCUUUGGGCGCUUUUGACUUAUGGAAGGCUUUUCAGCUUCCUUUACUUGGGAAAAGCCCAAAGAUCUUUCAAGAAAUUCUGGACAGUAAUCUCAUAAUUCUCUUCCUGAGACGUUCAGACACAAACAAUUGGUGUCUGGAUGUUUCACUCACGGAGAAAGCACUGGAUUGCUGUCGCCCUGAAGUGCUGCCUAUAAGACGGCCGGCAAACGCGAGGCGUUACAGCGCUGCCAACAGCAUCCACUCAGUCCUUGCUGCUCUCUUUCCAGACACCAUUAUUCAUGAUACUUUACCCAACGUGGUGUCUACUAUCGAUUUCUCUCCGAUUUCUGCCCGACAAAUAUACGCAUUGACUGAUAACAAGCAGCUCAUCACUCAUUUAGAACGGGAAAGCGUACCUGAUGACCUCGUCAUUCCAGAUCUCAAACCUAAAUUACGUCCGUAUCAAGCUGAAGCUGUGAAAUGGAUGUUAGAACGUGAGCGGUCGAAAGCCGAAGGUGAGGAGUGGAAAUUGGCUUGGGUAGGGUUGAGACCCUUCGGAGAUCCUUUACCAUUGAGUCAAGUCGCGGAAGAUGAUCGACAUGGCAAUAUCUUCUUCUCACCUUUUGUUGGGUGGAUUACGAGAACUUAUUCAGCUGCCAAAUCAAUGAUGGCGGACAACAUGCCUCAACCGAGAGGUGGGAUUUUGGCUGAGUCGAUGGGCUUAGGAAAAACUGUAGAAGUAUUGUCUUGCAUCUUGGCCAAUCGAAGACCAACAGUCGCAUCUUUACCUGUACCUUUUGCGAGACGGAACCUUGAUUCCGAAUUUAGUCGGUCACGUGACGUCGCUGAGUGUCAUGACGACUUAUCUGAACAGAAUCGUUCUACUGAGGUCCGAGACGUUGAGUAUCGGAAGGAACGCCGAAGUGAAACAUAUUUUAAUAAAGGUGACACAGUGACGUCAAGAAAUCCUCAUCUUGAAUCAUUUGCAGGUAUCUCUUGUCUUUCAAUUGCGGCAACGAACACCCGUCUGGUAACACCGGAGCCAAAAAGAAACGAUCUCCCCGUGGCGACCGAACAGUGGCUUCAGGAUGAUUACAUUGGAUCAUGCAUAUGCGGAAAGCUUAUUUCCCUUCCUGAUCUAAAAAAAGAACUGAUCAUUAUAUGUUGCUCCUGUAAAGAGCCUAUGCAUGAAUUUUGUGCAUCAUUCGACUCGACAGAUGCGUUGAUGAAGGCAAGCACCCCAUAUACAUUUCGUCGUUCACCCUCAGGUCCUGGCAGUCACUGUAGACUUUCAAUGGAUGAAGCUUGCUGCCCUUGCUGUUUUUUAAGGAAUGGGCAAAUGACCAUUAGUAGAGCUACCUUGAUUGUUACCCCUUCCGCCAUCCUUCGUCAAUGGGAGCAAGAGAUUCAAAAGCAUACUGUUCAACUCGAAGGGCGGUCAACGAAAUGUAUUGUGUAUAAUGGCGUGGAAGCAACGUGUAAGAUGAAGCACUGGAAGAAAGAGUGCUUUAGUGAUGCCAUACAACUUAUUCACCCUGCACGACUUGCUGAUGCUGACAUUGUGCUCAUAACUUUCGACACACUCAUGUCAGAUCUAAACCAUUCGGAUGAUAAUCGCUUCCUUGCGGGGAUUCGAAGUGAACAAGGCAACCUUAGAAGAAGAAAGAGAUACCGAGUUGUCCCAUCUCCGUUGACGAAAAUUCGCUGGUGGCGCAUAUGUCUUGAUGAAGCUCAAAGAGUGGAGACACCUACUGCAAAAUCUGCCAUCAUGGCCUUGAAACUCGAAACCGAUCAUCGCUGGUGUGUCUCCGGUACCCCCAUCGGGCGGGGAAGAGUGGAAGAUCUAUAUGGAUUGCUCCUUUUUCUUCGCAUGCUGCCUUUUCAGGAUAUUGCGUUGUUUCUAAAAUGCUUCUCGUUAGCACAUAGAGGUAUUGAAGAAAGAAUUCAACAACUCCUUUGCAAGGUAUUUUGGAGGUCUACCUCCGAGCUUGAUUCAGUUCGAAGACAGAUGGGGGUGCCUGAGCAAGUCGAGGAAAAGGUUUUGCUACGGUUCUCGUCGAUCGAGAAACACUUUUAUGAGAGGCAACUUGAGCAGACCAUCACCCUGGUUGGUGAAAUCACAGAACGAGAGAGCGAGGGGAAAAGAUCAAAUUCCAACCGAUUGACUACAUUGGCUGAUCGCCUUCAUAAACUACGUGCAGCAUGUUGCCAUCCACAAGUAGGUUCAAGUGGUAUAGGGCGGGGUCAUGCUUCUAGACUUUUGGGAAAACGCCGUGAAGGUUCCAUGUCGAGCUUAAAUUCGCGAGUUAUGACAAUGGAUCAGAUUCUCGAACGCUUUAUCGAGGAGGCAAAGUUAAAGUGUGAGGAGUCACAGCGUUUAGCCGUCAUGCACACAAACGCCAUGGCAGCUCUAUCAACGCUGAAAAUUGAAGCAAAAAAAUUCUUUGGAGUAAAUGUGGAAGAAGAGGAUGAGAUUUUAAUGAAGAAAAGCUGUGACUUGUAUCAGGAGUCUCUUAUGCAAACUGAAAAAAAUGCUGCACCAACGCUUGUCAUAGGGGAAGCGGUUGUAACUGGGAUGAAAGGCUUCCAGUCUCCAUAUUCUAUUGUCGGGAAUGGCAAAUUGCGACUGGAAUGGAAAUUCUCCAAGAAUGCAAACACAAGCAUUUGGGCCCAGAUUGAUUUUCAAUGUGCGAAAAAGUUAACCGAAAUUCGCCUCAGACCCCUGCGCGAGUCUUCCACCCUAGAUGUUUUGGUGGAUGGCCAACAAAGAUCCCUGUGUCCCAGAGACUGCACAAUACAGGUUCCUUAUCAAGGGGCUGGCGACGAAUGGAUCGACGUUUCAAGAAUUUUUCUUUCGGAGUAUGCGGGAUUGAAUGAUUGGAGCUUUGCAACGGGAUUUCACACUAAAAAAUCGAAGACUUGGCGAAUUUGCCUGUCCGGCUGCUUUCCACCGAGCGAGAAAGAGGUUCAUGGACGACAGGCCACCAGUUCCUUAGAAUCUGAGUUCUGUGUCGGACUUGAAUGCGAGCUGUUUGAAGCUACGAUUGCACAGGAUCCUUUACAACGACUGCAUUCCCUGAACAACGGGGCGUUAUGUUUGGAAAGAUAUGCCGGGAUUUCACAAGAAGGUUCGGCUGUGAUAGAUCGUGAAGCUUUGACGGAGCAAGUUUUGUGUUCACGGGCGAAAAGAAUGAAAGACGAAGCAUGCCAAAUCGAAAGUCUCUAUCUGGCCUCAGCAAGAGCGACCCAUGACAGUUGUAAAAAUCAUUUUCAGAACAUUUCAAGCAAGAGAUUGUAUCACGAUGAAGCACUUGGGAAGUUAUCACAACAAGGAACGCAUCUUUCCCAGAGUGGUGGAGAUUGUUGGGACGAAAAGUGGUGGGACGAGUUUUUGGUUCUUUGCUGUCUGUACGGCAAUGAAGGUGAGCAGAGGCAAAUUGUCGAGAGGAUUCUGCAAGAUUUGGAAGGAUACACCAGUCGGGGAUUCAGCGCUGCUGUGGACACUCAAAACGGCUUUAUACCCUUUCCUGACUUCAACGAUAUCGCUGGGCUUCGAACUGCCAUGGACCUGCGAAUACAAGGAAUUCGAGUAGGCCUUAAGGGCAAACCGCCACGGACGAGCAAAAGUGGUUCAAGGGGUUUCAAAAUGCGUGAAGCCACAAACAACUUGGUUGUCCAGGAGACCAGGAAGUUAACGCAGUUUCGAUGUCAGCCUGGAAUGCACUCAAAGACAAUGGCUACUGUUCUUUCCCUAAGUCCUUUCCCUCAAAAGGAUGAGAUUGUUGAAAACAGUUGCUGCAGGGUGUGCAAAGCCGACUGGAAGCAGACCGGCCCGGAAUGUCGCCACUGCAAGAUUGGUGACGUCCUUGAUGAGCUUGAAGUAGACAAGGUGACUUUGCUCGUUCUGAGGUCGGUGUACGCACAGAUCAAAUCGAUGCUAGAGUCAAAGUUUCUCAGGGACGUUGGUACGCACAUAGAAGAAAGAGCCAAAGAAUUUUUCAGCGUUCUCGAAUGGCAGAAACGGGAAAAACUUGCUGCUUCUAGCUUAUGGAGGGUCCACUUGGACUUGCUCAACGACUUGGACGAGUUAAAUCAGUGCAAGAGGCCAAUGAGACUGCUUCAGGCGGGCGAAGAUCCAACCAAAUUUUCGGAUGAUGAAUUGAACGCGAUCGUCUUUCCCGUGGAUGCGUGCCCCAGGUAUCAUGAUAGUGCCGCAAAACAAGCCAUGGCUUUGGGUGAUCUUCGACGAGCGCAUCAAUCGCUACGCUAUUUAAAGAACCAGUGGCAUAGCCGAAAGUAUUCCGCGGAAGGUGAUGAAGAAACCUGUGUUGUAUGUUUAAGCGAAUUGACGGGGGAGCGAGCGGUUCUUCGAUGCGGACAUUCGUUUCACUAUACUCCUUGCCUAGAAAAGCUUCGUACAAUUUCGGGAGAAAUCAAAUGUCCACUACGGUGUACCGUGCGCACAAGCAGAGAGGAUGUGAUGGUUGCUGUCGAGAAGAGCAGUUCUAAUGGAAGUGAAACUCGUCGAGUAGUGAAAGGAAGCUGGGGAACAAAAGUCACGAGACUUGUUGCUGAUAUCAUGGACGUGCAAGAUAAAGGAGAAAAAUCCAUUGUUUUCAGCCAAUGGGAAGAUAUGAUUGAUAUUUGUCAGCAAGCUCUGGAAGACAACGCUGUUGGGUACACACGUGCAAGAAGCCUAAAAGACCUUAGUGGUAGCGUCAGAGACUUGCAGUCUGUGGGUUGCGAUGUUCUACUUUUGAAUGUCAAGAAGGCUGCUGAGGGUUUGACUAUUUUGGAGGCGUCCCAUGUUUUCCUAGUUGAACCUCUGUUGAAUCACAGUCUUGAUAGCCAAGCUUUAGCUAGAAUAAAUAGAAUUGGACAGACAAGGAAAACAUACGUUCACAGAUACAUCAUGGAGGACACAAUCGAAGUCAAAAUCGACAGCUUUAGAUUAAAAAAUGAAGGUAGCGUACUCCUGGCUAACAACGACAGCAGAAAGCCCUCCAUUAGUGCCGGUGGGGCUGAUGGGGGUUUCCAUUCACGAGAUGAGCUCAUGAACAUUCUCAAUAGCUAGGAAGCUUUAUUAACUUAACAUAGGCUAGGUAGGUUGUGU
Molecule: messenger RNA, 5721 nt
Organism: Phaeodactylum tricornutum CCAP 1055/1
Lineage: Eukaryota; Bacillariophyta; Bacillariophyceae; Surirellales; Neidiaceae
Exons: 4
Coding region: 151-5682 (1843 amino acids)
Biological process (GO): DNA damage response; protein polyubiquitination
Cellular component (GO): nucleus
Molecular function (GO): ATP binding; ATP-dependent chromatin remodeler activity; ubiquitin protein ligase activity
Source: RefSeq, a predicted model, not a curated record